This is a messenger RNA of Chilo suppressalis (striped riceborer), 904 nucleotides long. The record is from the annotation of a GenBank genome assembly. Lineage: Eukaryota; Metazoa; Arthropoda; Insecta; Lepidoptera; Crambidae.
AAGUUGAAGAAAUAUAGUUAAGAGUAAUACUUAUCGCCUUAUUCUAAAAUCCGGACUAAAGUGUGUCUUGGUUUAAAUCUAUUUUUUUUUUCUUUAUUUAUUUAGAGUUUGUCUCUGCCUUUUUUAGCAAACAUAAGUGACAGCAUAAGUUUUAGUCCAGGUUUAACUUUAGUCUGCGUUUUAUAAUAAUGCGGUUAUUAAUGUUUAUUUUAUGUUUAUAGAUUAAUACUAUGUAGGUAAUAUUUUUUAGACAUUCAAAAGAAAAUAAGUAUGAACACAAAAUGAUAAGCGAACGGGCGAAACAAUAUUACAAACAUUAUCUGUGAAAUAGAAGUAACUAAUACACUUCUAUCCAAUAUGAACAAAUACCGCAAGGAGAACAAAAUUAGAAACAAUAAAAUGCGAAGUUAAGAAUGUCCUCUUAGAAAAAUAAAAUUAAAACCAGGCAAUGAAAGACUUCCAUAUACGAAAACUAUUGAGCCGUUUCUGCAUAUCUCCACAUAAAGAGAAAAAGAACUAUAAGGACUAUUUCAGAGAAAAAAUACUAGCCUACAGAUAUGAGCGUAAUGGACAUCAACCUGGAUUCCGUAAGAAAUAUCAGCGUGACUGCAUUGGAGAUUGCUUUUUGAUGUCUUUGAGAAAAACUCCGCAAGUUUGGAUAUAUCAUCGUUGGCCUCAUAUCUACCCUUACUAUUUGGAAUUCCGGCAUACGUUCAAGAGUUUUGGUACCUGCUGCAUGCUCUGCGCUGCCGUCCUAUUCUGGACACCAUGUUUUAUUUGCUUUGAAUUAUGCCAUUGUAUAAUUUGUUGUUGCUGUUGCUCCGACUGUUAAUUCAUUAACCAACGAUAGUUUAAAGAUUUAAAUGAAGUUAUGUUUUAAAUACAGUUCACAUAAGUUUUAAUG